UCUUCUCAUUCAUUUCCACACAAGAGGAACAUGGCGGAGUGGGGCUGUUGAGGCCGCAGCGGUUGAGCUGUUGGCGAUUCCCCGUCCAACAGAAGUGCAAUAGGACACCGUGGAUUUGUGUGGCUGUGUCAGGAGGACACGGCCUGUGGGAGUGGGCCGAGGCUAGCUUCUGAGUGGGUAUCUGUUGGGAGCAGGGAGUCACAAAAACAGCUCGGACAUGAACGGGGAAGUAGUGUGCAGUCCUCACCCAGUGAUGGCGUUAGCCUGCGCCAAGUCCAAGCCAGCAGCUCACGAUGAGAAGACGAGCAUCAGGUUGACGCAAGAGGGGCGGGGCUCUCCCAUCGGCGUCCCGCAGCUCGACGUUCCCAGUCAACCUGAGGCCAGGACAACAGACCCCAUCGGCUCCACGCUCAGAGACCCAAAGCAGGAUCUGACAGCGACCGGUAGCGCCUACGGCCAGCGUCCGCCCUGCUGGCCCACCGACCAGCCAACCCUCCCUCAGCUCUUCUGCCAUCGCCCCCCUCACGAACUCCCUAUGCCCCUCGGCAACAGCUUGUCUCACGCUUCCCUCCACGGCAACCACAACAACGGCGGCGCACUCCACGGAAACCAGAGGAGAGGGACCCGUGCCAAAGUCAUGGGCAAGAAAUCCACCAGGAGAACGGAAGGAGGCAAAAACUCGCAGAACCGAAAAGUUACCGACUUCUAUCCAAUCAGACGGAGUUCAAGAAAAAGUAAAACAGAACUCAAGUGGGAACAAAAGAAGCUCAUUGAUGAUCUCAUCACCAACGGAAUCGAGGAGGGAAUGGAGGUCCAGCACAUAGAAGGAAAGGGGAGGGCGGUGUUUGCCACUCAGUGUUUCCAGAAAGGUGAUUACAUCGUGGAGUACCACGGCGACCUGCUGCAGAUCACCGACGCUAAGAAGAGGGAGGCGGAGUACGCUCAAAACCCUGCCACCGGCUGCUACAUGUACUACUUUCAGUACCUCUGCAAAACGUACUGCGUGGACGCCACCAAAGAGACGGGUCGGAUGGGCCGGCUGAUAAACCACAGCAAAAACGGGAACUGCCAAACCAAACUCCACGACAUCAACGGCGUGCCGCACCUCAUCCUGGUCGCCUCCCGAGACAUCGACAAGGGCGAGGAGCUGCUGUACGACUACGGGGACCGCAGCAAAGCCUCCAUCGCCGCUCACCCCUGGCUCAAGUACUGACGGGAGGCGGUCAGCGGCACUUGUGUUUCUCAUAGCUAGCAGACAUGUUGCCUUAGAAACAGAAUGCGUACCCUUUUGUUGCCAUGCAGAGAACGCUGGGUGGUAGAUGACAGGGUGGGUUUGAGGUGGGGUGGGCGUUCUUAGGGUACCGAUUUACAUUUCGAUUAAGGUCCGUCUGCUCCAUCGGACGGACUUGCGUACUUUUAUUUAUAUGUGUCUCUGAAACAUUCUGGUUGUUUUGCAGCACAUUUCUUUUGUACAUUUUGUACUUCCUGAAGACCUAUGCCUCUACAGCAUGCAGGUGGUAGUUAAUGCUCAACAUUUUUUAUACUGCUUUUUUUUUUUUUUUUGUAAUUUAUCUUUAGAUACUUAGCAAUACUUCCCCGAACGGCUUCUCAGCCCCCUCCUCCGUUUUGGAUCAACAAGCACUAUGAGAUCCAAGUUCAAUGGAAAAAAAAACCCCAAGGCUUUUUAGAAAAAAUAUUCUGCUCCAGUGAACUUCAGCUAUGAAUACGACAGCAUAUUAGGGCCGUUGCAGAAAGAAGAAAAAAAUAAAAAGGAGUAAAUUUCCAAGAAAAAAUAAAUAAAUUCUGGGAUUGAUGUCAGAAAUUUCUGGGAUUGAAAAGUUGAAAAUUUGCAAGAAAAAAAAACUCACAUUGUGAGUUCUUUCUUGGAAAUUCACUCCUCUUUUCUCUUUUUCUGCCUACGACGGCUCCAACACGCCGUCCCACAUGGAAACCGUCUGCCGCGGCUGGUGGCCAUGUGACAGUUAACCACACUCCAGGCUCGGCUGCCAUCUUGGAGGCUUUCGAUCAUGUUUUGACGCUUGGUGAAAAGUCGGAAUGUGACGCAACCUUGUGCAACUCUGAAAUAACCAGUGUGAUAUACAUCUAUAUAUUUUUUUUGCUUUUUUGUUUUUAGAUGAUAAUGUAUUUUUUAAUAUUAAACACGACGGUUACAUUUGAAUUUAAAACAUGUUAAAAUAAUAUAAAAUUUUCUGCAAUUCCUUUGCAGAAUUUUCUGCUGUAACUGCUUGAAUGAAAGUAUAUGUUAAGAUUUGUUUGAUUAAAUGUCGACUGAUCUUUAGCCGAUACGCUGUUCCCUCUUCCUCCACCUGUCGGCCGUUAAAGGAGUUAUUACCAAAUGCUGAGCCAGACAGUGUCUAAAGUCAAGGUAUUCUAAACACACCUUUUCACAUUAAAAAAACAUGAACAGAAAAUAUUUCAGGAUACAACAUAGAAUAAUACAAUAACCUUUAAAGGUACUCGCUUCCCCCCCUUUUUUUAAUAAGUAAAAUUCUGAAAAGUGUGGCAUACAUCUGUUUUCAGGGCCCCUGACUUCAGCAGCAAGUAUUUGGGGGUAAGUCUCUAACAGACUUGCAAAUAUUCUUGUAAGAGUAUAAUUUUAGUCUUGUUAAAGUAAUAAUUUUAAAAAAUCCUAGCCUAACCUGAAUUCAAAGUCAAAUUAAACAGCAGCUGUAAAACACGCUUGUCAAACAAGAUGGCCGCCCUUGAUGCGCUGACAUCACUUUGAAUUAUAGAAACCCAUGGAAAUCGCCCCCAUUUUCCUCCAAAAAAUGUAUUUAUUGGCUAGCCCUAACUAAAGAACUUGUCUGCAAAUAUUCUUAAGUUUUUUAACUUGCAUGUCAUUAAUCAGAGCAGCUCCUCUGAUUAAUGGGCUGGAGUUUAUUUAGGGGUAACAGAAUUGCGAAUUAAGGAAGCUAAAGGCAAAACCACAUCCUACUUUUCAGAAUAUAUUUAAACAAUUCCUUCAUUCAAUAUGAAUCACAUAAAAUCCCAAUGAAAUGCAUUGAAGUUUGGUUUUAUAAUGUGACAAGAUGUGAUCAGAGUUCCCUUGUUUGCACAAAGAAGAAGAUGUUAACUAGAAACUAUGGUUUUGAUUUGGGCCACAGACACAUUUGGUUUUAAUGAAAAGUCAUUGGCUCACCGAGUAUUGAAAGUACUGAUAUCGACACUUUGAGUAAAUCUCUUCUUUGAAGAGAGGACUGGCAAUAUCGAAGCGUCCAAACUGAAAACACUCCCAGGUCAUUCUACGCUUCUUCCACAAGCGCAGGAGGGUUUUAUACGCUGCGUUUCCAUUGACUAUUUAAUUGCGCAACUUGACAUUUUGAAAAUAAAUCCGCUAAAGAGAAACACCAAUUUUGAAGAAAAAAAAUAUACAUACAUUUUUCGGUAAAAUGUUUUGCCACUAAGAUUAUGUUGUUGUUUUUUUGUUUGUUGUUUUUUUUUAAUCAAAAUUGGUGUAUUUGACAGAACUCCAAUGGAAACACUUUUUUUUCGCAUCACACAAGUCUCUUGAUCAACAACGGGAUGUUGCUGCCGGCACAAAUCAUGAAGACGACGACAGGAAGUAGUUGGAGGAUGAGGACGCAGCAGUGUGUUCCUGAAUGACUUAUUGUGUGAGCAAACUUGGUUGUAUGAUUUUGUGUGUCUUAUUUAAUGGAAACGCCGCAAUUGCAAAAUUUUAUUUUUUACAUUAGCAAAAAUAUUGACAAUUUUGUGCACAUUUGUAAUGGAACUGAUGACCUUAAAAAAAAAAGCAUGUUGGAAACCCUCUCAGAUCAAAAGCGCAAUAGGAAGUCUGUUGAAUUUAUGUGAAUAAAACCAGGUCAUUUUCAA
Xiphophorus couchianus (Monterrey platyfish) is the source of this 3852-nucleotide messenger RNA. RefSeq names its product lysine methyltransferase 5Aa (gene kmt5aa). Bases 218 to 1213 code for a protein of 331 amino acids. NCBI's taxonomy places the organism in Eukaryota, Metazoa, Chordata, Actinopteri, Cyprinodontiformes, Poeciliidae. Gene Ontology annotation, molecular function: transcription regulator activity; protein binding; histone H4K20 methyltransferase activity. Gene Ontology annotation, cellular component: nucleus; polytene chromosome. The record is from RefSeq and is a predicted model, not a curated record. The transcript has 7 exons. Gene Ontology annotation, biological process: regulation of transcription by RNA polymerase II; regulation of DNA damage response, signal transduction by p53 class mediator.